AUGAGUAAUAAUAGUAAUAAUAAUAAUAAUAAUAAUAAAUCACAAGAUAUUAGACAAUUUAUAUUACCAGGUUGGAAACCAAGUACAGAAAAUAAUGAUAAUAAUAAUAUAAAUAACAAUAAUAACAAUAAUAAUAAUAAUAAUACUACUACCAAUAAACCAAAAGAUGAUAAACCUAAUUUUUUAAGAAAAUCAAAUCCAACAGCAUCACAAUCAUCUCUUCAAAGUAAAGGUAAUCAAUUGUAUCAUGGUAAAAGAACAAGCUCUUACCCAACCACAACCACUACCACAACUAAUAAUAAUAAUAAUAACAAUAAUAAUAAUAAUAAUAAUAAUAAUAAUAAUAAUAAUAAUAAUAAUAAUAACAAUAAUAAUAAUAAAAGUAGAGCAUCGUUACAAGAUCAACAAAAGAAUGGAUUACCUAAAAAUUUUAGUAGAUUCGACCCUGGUAAUAGUAAUAAAUUUAAAACGACUACAACAACCACCACUUCAUCUAAUAAUAAUAGAUUUAACAAUAAUAAUAAUAAUAAUAAUCAAUCAUUAGAUUUAUCGAAAUUGGGUGUUACACAAUAUAGUUCAAAUUAUGUUGAAAAUAAAGUAAUACAUAAAAUUGAUAAAGAAAUACUAUAUAAUGAAAUUAAUGAACUUGAUAUAAAAUUAAAGAAAAUUAGAAACGAUAUUUCAGAGGCAGAACAAUUUCUAUUUAAAAACAAUGAAAGAGAAAUCAAUGAAAAGAAUAAAGAUAUUGAUAAAGAUACACUUGCAAGUUUAAUAUCAUUGAUAACAUUUGAAAAGAAGAAACUUAGCGAUUUAAAGAGUCAAGAGAAAUCAACUCAAAAUAAAAUCAUUGAAAUUAAAGAAAAGAUAAAAACAGAUAGAGAGAAAAGAAUAAAUGAUCAAAAAAGAAAACCAGAUGGUUCAAAUAGUAGUGGUGAAAAUAAAUCAAUUGGUGAAUUACCAUUACCAAGUUUAUUCGAUAAAGCAUUUGGUUUCUCUACUACUGAAUCUGAAAGAGAUAGGUUAAUUAGAACUGGUAAAAUUACACCAUUCUCUGAAAUGCAUUCAAAAACAAAUAAAAAAACAAUUGUAUUGGAUGACGUUGUUGAUAUCACAAAAACAUUGGACCAAGAGAAAGAAACUGAACAAAAUGAAAAGAAUCAAGGCGGUGGCGGUGGUGGCAGUGGUGGUAGUAAAAUAUUCUUAAAACCAAUUAAAAAGACCACAAAUAGAUUCGAUGCAAAGAAAAAGAAAGUAUUAACUGAAAAAGAGAAAAAGAAACAAAAAAAAAUGAAAAAGUAUAGUAUUCAACGUGAUCCACCAAAGAAAUUACAAGAAUUUUAUGAUGAUUUUAAUGAUAUGGAAUCUUUAAAUAUUUCAGAAGAUGAUAAUGAUGAUUAUAAUAAUAAUAACAAUGAAGAAGAAAAUGAAGAAGAUGAAAUUGAUAUUGAAAAAGAAGAAAAUGAUGAAUCUCCUCCACCAAAAUCUUCAAAAAAAUCAAAUUCAAAAUUAAAAAAAAUCUCGACACCAAAAUCAAAAUCAAAACCAAAAAAUAAUAAUGAUGAUGAUUUAUUAAAUUUAGAUAUUAGUCUUAGUGGUAGAAUUAGAACUCCUACCAAUAGAUUAAAUUUAACUACCGAUACUAAUAAAGAAAAGGAUGAUGAUAAUGAAAAAGAAGAGAAUGAUGAAAAUGAAAAUGAAGAGAAUGAUGAUGAUGAUGAUGAAGAUGAUGAUGAUGAUCAAGAAGAUUAUAAAGAAAUUGAAAUUGAAGAUAAUGAAGAUGAAGAUGAAGAUGAAAUUGAAGAAGAAUUUACAUUAAAAAAGAAUAAAAAAUCAAUAAAAAGUACAAUUUCAAAUAAUAAAAGAAAAAGAAAACAAGACGUGGAUGAUGAUGAUGACAAUGAUGACGAAGAUGAAGAUGAUGAAGAUGAAAAAAUUGAUUAUGAUGAUCGUAUACCAAAAGAAUUAUUAAACAUUCAUAAAGAGAGAUGGACUGAUGAUGGUAAUGAAAAAGUUUAUCAAAAGAGAUUAUUAGAAUGGAAGAAAAAGAAAAUUAGAGAUCGUAUAAAGAAAAUGGAUCAAAAGAAAAGACUUGAAGUAUUAGAGAAAUAUACUGAUAAUUUAAUGAAAAAUAAUAAUAAUAAUAAUAAUAAUAAUAAUGAAGAAAAUGAAGAUGAAUUAUAUCCAAGUCAAUAUGAUUUAGCUGAGGAUGAAUAUUUAAAUAAUGAAAAAUUAGAUGAAGAAGCAGUUUUAAAUAAAAAUAAUAAUAAUGAAAUUGAAAAAAUAUUUGAAGAAGAAGAAGAAAAAGAAGCUGAAGAAGAAAUAAUUGGUGAUGAUUAUGAAAUUGAUGAAAAUUUUAAGAUACCAUUUGAUAUUUAUAAGAAUUUAUUUGAAUAUCAAGUUACGUGUGUUCGUUGGUUAUAUGAAUUGCAUUGUCAAGAAACUGGUGGUAUUGUUGGUGAUGAAAUGGGUUUAGGUAAAACCGUACAAAUCGUUUCAUUCUUGGCAUCACUUCAUUAUAGUAGAAGAUUAGGUGGUCCUGCUUUAAUUGUUGCGCCAGCUACAUUACUUUCUAAUUGGAUUAAAGAGUUUCAUAAAUGGUGGCCACCAUUUAGAGUUGGUUUAUUUCAUUCAAGUGGUAGUGGUGGUGGUGGUAAUGAUGGUAGUGAUAAAGAAGAUAUUGUUAAAAAGAUUGCAGAAAAGGGGCAUAUACUUUUGACAACAUUUGAUUCAAUUCGUAUAAAUCAAGAGAUAUUGUUAAAGUAUCAUUGGGAAUAUGUUAUUUUAGAUGAAGGUCAUAAAAUUCGUAAUCCAGAUGCAGAGAUUACACUAUCUUGUAAACAACUUCAAACUCCACAUAGGGUGAUUUUAUCAGGUUCGCCAAUUCAAAACAAAUUAACAGAGUUAUGGUCACUUUUUGAUUUUGUUUUCCCUGGUAGGUUAGGAACAUUGCCAAUUUUUAAAUCUCAAUUUUCAUUACCCAUUUCCGUUGGUGGAUUUGCCAAUGCAUCUCCAAUACAAGUUCAAGCAGCCUAUAAAUGUGCAGUGGCAUUACGUGAUUUAAUCUCACCAUACAUGCUUAGAAGAGUGAAAUCCGAUGUAUUGAAAUCACUUCCAUCAAAGAAUGAACAGGUUUUAAUGUGUCCAUUGACACCAUUUCAAGAGAAACUUUAUUUGGAGUUUUUAGAUAGUAACGAUAUUAAAUCAGUAUUGGAUGGAAGGCGUAAUGCUCUCUAUGGUAUUGAUAUUUUGAAGAAGAUUUGCAAUCAUCCUGAUAUACUUCAUAUGGAUGCCAGUGAUGAAGAUAGACCACAUGAUUAUGGUAACAUUGAAAGAAGUGCAAAGUUAAAAGUGGUGGAAACCAUCCUACCCCUAUGGUUUAAACAAGGUGAUAAAGUAUUAUUAUUUUGUCAAACUAGACAAAUGCUGGAUAUCGUAGAGCAGUAUAUUAGAGAUUCAACACAAUUCAAUUAUCUUCGUAUGGAUGGUACGACCUCAAUUAGACAACGUCAAUGUUUAGUUGAACAAUUUAAUAUUGAUCCUUCAUUAUUCAUUUUCUUGCUAACUACAAAAGUUGGUGGAUUAGGUUUAAAUUUAACUGGUGCCAAUAGGGUGAUCUUGUUUGACCCAGAUUGGAAUCCAUCAACUGAUAUGCAAGCAAGGGAAAGAGUCUACAGAAUUGGUCAAAAGAAAGCUGUAACGAUUUAUCGUCUAAUCACAUUGGGUACAAUAGAAGAGAAAAUCUAUCAUCGUCAAAUCUAUAAACAAUUCUUAACCAAUAAAAUCUUAAAAGAUCCACGUCAAAAAAGAUUCUUUAAAUCAAAACAUUUCAAAGAUUUAUUCACCUAUACAAAAAAUAAAAAAGGUUCAGAAACUGGUGAUAUCUUUUCUGGUUCAAAUUCUGAAAUUUUACCUGAACAUAUGAAUGAUAAAAAUGAUAAAAAUUCAAUUAAAAAUAAGAAUAAUAAUAAUAACAGUAUUUUAAAUAGUAGUUCACCAUUAAUACCAAAAAAGAAAAAAGAUGAUGGUGAUAAUAAUUAUAGUAGUAGUGAUGAAAGUGAUAGCAAAAGUAAAAAAAGAGUUAGAGGUAAUCAUGGUAAAAGAAUUAUAGGAAAUAAUAAUAAUAAUAAAAUCAAGAAUGAUGUUGAUGCUGAUGCUGAUAUUGAUGGUAAUAAUUCACCAAGUGGAGAGAAUGACGAUUCAUAUAUUUUGAAAUGUUUAUUCGAGAAAGAAGGUUUAAAGAGUGCUUUGAAACAUGACACAAUUAUGGACCAAUCAGGACCAGAACAUUCAUUAUUAAUGAAUGAAGCUGAGAAAAUCGCCUCAAAAGCUGUUAGUAUUUUAAAGAAAUCUCGUGAACAAAUUACUGGUAAUACACCAACUUGGACUGGAAGAUUUGGUUCUGGUGGCGCUCCAUCAUUCAUUACAUCACCAACUUCAACUACAACCUCUACUUCAUUAGCAGUUUCUAGUCCAAUUGGUGGUGGUGGCGGUGGCGGAAGAUUUGGUCAAAAAUCAAAAUUACCAACUCAUUUAUCACCACUUCAACAAAUUUCAAAUAUCACAUCACUUAAUGAUAGUACACUUUUAAAUAAUAAUAACAAUAAUAAUAACAAUAAUAAUAAUAAUAAUAACAAUCAAAGUAAUAAUAGUAAUAAUAAUAAUAAUAAUAAAAAUAAUAAUAAUAAUAGAUUUUCAUCAUCAAAAUUAUUAUCAACAUUAAAUGCUGAAGAGGAAGAAACUGCUAAAACAUUAUUUGGUGGAUUAAAUUCUUCAGAGAUUAUCGAAAGUAUUUUUAACUUUAUUAUGGAAAAAGGUGGUUCAGUCACAACUCAAUCAAUUAUUAACAAUUUCCAAUUAACAAUCACUGAAGAACAAGCACCAUUAUUUAAGGUUUUAUUAAAAAGUGUUUCAGAAUUUAGCAAAGUUUCAAAGAGAUGGGUUGUUAAAUCUGAAUUUUUACUAAACUAA
This is a messenger RNA of Dictyostelium discoideum AX4, 4968 nucleotides long. RefSeq names its product SNF2-related domain-containing protein (gene ercc6). Gene Ontology annotation, biological process: chromatin remodeling; DNA repair. The transcript has a single exon. NCBI's taxonomy places the organism in Eukaryota, Evosea, Eumycetozoa, Dictyosteliales, Dictyosteliaceae. The record is from RefSeq and is a predicted model, not a curated record. Gene Ontology annotation, molecular function: nucleotide binding; ATP binding; hydrolase activity. The coding region runs from base 1 to 4968 and encodes 1655 amino acids. Gene Ontology annotation, cellular component: nucleus.